Capsicum annuum is the source of this 1084-nucleotide messenger RNA. RefSeq names its product tetratricopeptide repeat protein 33. Gene Ontology annotation, molecular function: protein binding. The record is from RefSeq and is a predicted model, not a curated record. Bases 185 to 757 code for a protein of 190 amino acids. The transcript has 5 exons. Lineage: Eukaryota; Viridiplantae; Streptophyta; Magnoliopsida; Solanales; Solanaceae.
AAAUAAAUAAAUAAAUAAACAAAUAAAUAAAUAAGAUUGAACGAAAAAGAGAAAAAAAAAAAUUAUCUUUAAAUUUAAUAUGAUAAAUAUUUGAAAUUCCAUUCGAAAAUUGUGUUAUUGUGGUAAAGUUCUCUGAACAUACUUGGAUAACUUCUUAAAUUGUUUUGAUUCAGCUGGGAAGAAGAUGAAGAUGACAUGGAAGAAUCAGAAGAAGAAACUUAACAAGAGAUGUGUUUCCUUAUUCGAAGAUGAAAAUCCUACACAUAAUUCCAAGGAGAAAGUUGCCGUAUCCCAUAGUGAUGGUGAUGAUGAUACAAUGAAGCUUGUGGAAUCCUUUCAAGAACAAGGAAAUAAGCUUGCUGAGGAAGGGAAAUAUCGUGAAGCACUUGGGAAGUGGGAAUCUGCUUUACUUUUGAUGCCAGAUCGUGCCAUUCUGCAUGAACAGAAGGCUCAAAUUUUGCUGGAACUUGGAGAAACCUGGAAGGCACUAAAAGCUGCUACUCGUGCAACUGAGUUGGAACCAAGCUGGGAUGAGGCGUGGGUCACCCUUGGUAGAGCACAGUUGAAUUAUGGUGAGCCUGAUAGUGCUAUCGAAAGCUUAGACAGAGCACUGGCCAUCAAGCCAGAUUCUACGGAGGCGCGUAAUGAUCGACAAGCUGCCUUGCAUCAUAUUCAGCGGAGAAAACAGUUACAGACAUCAGGCUUGAGCAUGAACCAAAACCGCUUUGCUGUAGUGGACAAAACUGAGAGCGCUUGAAGGUUUGAAAAUGUAGGGUAAAUCUUAUUACAGACGAUGCUUUGUUCCGAUAAGCCUGAUAAAAUCUGCCACAAGACUUCGAGUCACCGUUCAUCAAAAUGAUAUUGCAGCAAUAGUAAGGAUUGUAUAUGUAUAUAUCAGUGAGGAGAGAAUAUUUGGAAGGGUUGACAGGUGAUUAAACAUGAUGUGCGAUGCUGAAAUGUUUACUUGUAAUAUAGAUGAUCCACUAUGGCCUCUCGUGUCUCUGUUAGUUUGAUAAUUCAGGCUAGUAACAUCUACACGUUCUGGUGAGCAAAUAAAGUGAAUGACGUUUUUAACAUUCAAAAA